UCUUGUAUUAGUGUUAUCGCUUAUGGAUGGCCAAAGAUCUCAUAUCUUUAACACAUGUUCGAUGGCCCAAGAGUUAAAUAAACCGACAUCACUAAAGAAACCUUUGUCUUCUUACAAAUAUGAUAAAUGUUAUUUGUAACACGUUUUGUAUUAUUAGAGACAGUUACUUGUGGUCCCUAUAGGUGUCGUUUUGUUGUAGUGUUAUCGCUUACGGUUUGCCAAAGAUCUCAUAUCUUUAACACGCGUUGGGUGGCCCCAAGGAUGUAUAUAAUAAACCGAUAUCGCUAAAUCUUCCCAUUGCCAACAGUUAACACUUGAUACACUCACUCACUCACUCACUCACUCACCAUGGUUAAGGAAGAAUUGGGAGAGCUAAACAAAGAUUCUUUUGUCACACUUCUCUCGAAACUCAUAGGAGAAUCCAAGUAUGUACAAAACAAUCCACAGGAGCUGAUCCCGGAGGAGGAUAGGAUCGUCCGCCAUGUUCUUGAUGUCCUCCUCCCUCUUUCCACCACCACGGGUGGCGGCCCCCUCAUCGUCAAUCACAUUACCUACAAACCCAACCGAGGGAAUCUCAUAGUAGAGUACCCUGGAACCGAACCCAACAAGGUCGUUUCGUUUGUUGGCAUGCACAUGGAUGUUGUCACUGCUAAUCCAGAAGAAUGGGAUUUUGAUCCUUUUUCCCUAAGCAUUGAUGGAGACAAGCUUCAAGGGCGUGGAACAACUGAUUGCUUGGGACAUGUCGCCCUUGUAACCGAGCUUAUGAAGACCCUCGGCCAAACAAAGCCGAAGCUUAAAUCCACUGUUGUUGCUGUCUUCAUAGCCUGUGAAGAGAACUCUUCUAUUCAAGGUGUUGGUGUUGAGGAACUUGCAAAAGAUGGAUAUCUUGAUAAGUUAAAAAAUGGACCUCUGUAUUGGAUUGACUCAGCAGAUAAGCAACCUUCCAUUGGUACAGGCGGUAUGAUACCAUGGCACCUUCAUGUUACUGGGAAGCUUUUUCAUAGUGGUCUACCAAACCAGGCUAUUAAUCCUCUUGAGCUAGCAAUGGAGGCGCUUGAAGAGAUCCAAACAAGGUUUUAUAAAGAUUUUCCUCCACACCCUAAGGAACAAGUUUAUGGAUUUGAAGCACCUUCAACCAUGAAACCAACUCAGUGGAGCUAUCCCGGAGGCGGAAUCAAUCAAAUUCCUGGCGAGUGCACCAUUUCAGGAGAUGUUAGGUUGACACCGUUUUACAACGUGUCAGAUGUAAUCAAUAAGUUAAAUGAAUACGUAGAAGAUUUAAACAAAAAUAUUGAGAAGAUUCCUACAAGGGGGCCUGUGUCAAAAUACGUUCUACCGGAUGAGAACCUUAGAGGGAGAAUUGAGAUUUCAUAUGAUGAAGCGUUAUCGGGAAUAGCAAUGGACUUGGAUUCUCGUGGCUACCAUGUGUUGUACCAAGCUACAAAAGAAGUUGUCGGUUAUGUAAAACCCUACUCAAUAACUGGGAGUUUGCCACUUGUACGAGAACUACAAGAUAAAGGUUAUGAUGUUCAAAGUACAGGUUAUGGUCUGACGGCUACAUACCAUGCGGAUAAUGAGUAUUGCCUUCUUUCUGAUAUGGCUCAAGGAUACCUAGUGUUCGCGAGUAUCAUUGCUCAGCUAGAAGAGUGAUUCAACUAUGUUUAGAAGUGGAUAAAAAUAAGUGGAAUCACAGUUACCGGUUUACCAUCUAUGUGUUGACGUAUAAUCCACAUCUUCUACAUGGCUAUAUAUGCUACAUAUUUUAUGUGUGCAUUAAGUGUCUUUUUCAUUAAGGUUAUUUUUUGCUUUGAGUCUUAUUAUUCUAGAAAAGAGUCGUUGGGUAUAACUGGGUAGAGUGGGUAGUUCCUUCUUCGACAUGUUUGUUUUGGUGGGUCAUCAUGUGCUAGUUUUCUUUGUUCCUGCAUGUAUGUGUGAUGUUAUGAAUAAAGUAUCCAGUUCCAACA
This is a messenger RNA of Helianthus annuus (common sunflower), 1964 nucleotides long. RefSeq names its product acetylornithine deacetylase. The record is from RefSeq and is a predicted model, not a curated record. Bases 349 to 1650 code for a protein of 433 amino acids. Lineage: Eukaryota; Viridiplantae; Streptophyta; Magnoliopsida; Asterales; Asteraceae. The transcript has 9 exons. Gene Ontology annotation, molecular function: hydrolase activity.